AUGGGAAGCAAAGAAUUCAUUGUACUCUAUACUCAUCAGAAGACGAAAAAGUCAAAAGUGUGGCAAGAUGGAAUUCUGAAGAUAACCCACUUAGGAAAUAAAGCAAUUUUAUAUGAUGACAGAGGAGAGUGUCUGGAAAGCAUAUUCCUUAAGUACCUUGAGGUGAAACCUGGAGACGACUUAGAAAGUGAUCGUUACUUAAUCACGGUUGAGGAGGUUAAAGCUGCUGGAAGUGCAGCUGUUAAACAAGAUGUCAAAGAAACACCAGAAUUAAAUUCAAGGAGAUUUCUCUCUUCUGGCCAGUCCCUUGGGUGUCGGCCUGCUGGUUUAAAAAGGAAGUUUCCUGGCUUUCAAGGACCACGUCAAGUGCCAAAGAAAGUAGUUUCCACGGAAAAUGAUCAGGUUGCUGCAUCACCUGGUCCAACUUUGCUUCCUCCAUUCUACAGUACAUCUCCUUUAUUUUCUACUGCUGGAAAGAAAGCUAUAAUAAAUACUACAGCAAACCUUGAGAAUACUGUUGGUUGUAAGAACAGGGAGAAAAGUGGUAUCCCCUCUCCUCAUGUCUCCACGCCAUCCUUCCAGAUUAACGCAGAAGUGCUAUGUGGAGAAAAUUACUUUUGCACUCCAAACAACCCUACAGAAAAGCACUCAGAUUCUUUACUAGUCAGUAAGCCCAUGAAAAGAGAUGGUCAGGCAUCUGACUGUUCAGGAAUUUCACAAAACAUCAGGAGCAAAGCUCAGAUAUUAGCUCUUCUGAAAUCUAAAUCAACAGGUAUACAUAAAGAACUAAAUUCUGAAAUUGCAGAACAUUUCCCAAGAGUAGAACUGCAAGAAAGUUUAAAAAUUCCUGUUCAACCCACAUGUCUAAAUCAUCAAGAAAAAUGUGAAGUGAAGAACACAGAAAUAUCACACUACCAGCAUUGUUCAGAAAAUACCAUGAGAAAUAAAAGCCGCUGGGCAGUGUAUUUACCCUCAAAGAGUUCACCUGUACAUUGUUCUGAUUCAAAUGAAAGUGAUACAGAAAGAAAAUAUAAGACCCAAGGAAAUGAUACAAAUACAAAUAGGAAAGAUCUUUUGGUACAAGAGAAGAUACAGUUCUUUGAAACUCAUGCUGAAAUGGGGGAAAAGUAUCAUGUAGGUAAGCAAGCCGAUAAUAAGGCUCUAUCUUCCUGGGAUCAGAAAAUGAAUUUUGAAGUUUCCUCAGCCUAUGAAAAUGUUAGCUUAUCAGUUACGUGUAACAAUACAGAAAAUGAUGGCUCAUUAUCAGGACCUGAUAUUCAAGGAAUGAAUAGCAUGUCUUUUGAUCAUAAUGACCAGUCAUGCCUAAAAGGACCAAUUCUUAAUAGAGAAAAUUCUCCAGAGAUAAACAGACAUAAAACAUCAGAAAAAGAGUAUAAACAACCAGUGUCUCCUGUGCCAAAAGAGAAGCAUCUACAAACUGAAUCUUUUCAAAGUAAGGAUUUUAGCAUCUUUGAUGAUAGUGCGGACAUGUUUCCUAAAAGUAGUGCUAACAGUGAAGGAAUUAAUAGUAUUGAUGAAUCAAUGAAUAAUGUAACACAGUCAUUUUGGGGAGUAAAUUUUAAUCUGAGCAAUUUUGAGACUAGUGACACUGAGGAAGAAUCACAGGAAAGCAGCAAGAUUUCCCAGGAUUCUGAGUGUGUGCUGAAGGAAAUUUUGGUUAAUAACGGCAGUUCACGUGUUCAAAAGCUAAGUGAGGACAUAAGCUGUAAGGAAAUUGACAGUGAGCAUUUACCUCUCUUCACAUCUGUUGGUGGAAAACCUGUAGAAUCAUUACCUACUGAAGAAACUCUGCCAUCACAGCAUAGUACUAGAACGUGUGUGGAUUUUGAUACACUACCUUACAAAGCUGGAAAACAAACUGAGGAGGAAUACAGUGACACUUUAAGUCAUUUCAGUUCCUCUUUCAAUAAUGAGAAUCUUAAUGAAUCUACUCAGAAAGUAAAAAUUGACUGUGAUUUUACUUCACUCCUAAACAAAUCUCGAGAUACAAAAUCAGACUUAUAUAUUCAUCAGUUUUUAAACAAGACCAGUAAUCAGACUCCUGAAGAUAAUAGCUUAUUUUCAGAAGAUGCUCAACCUCAGCCUUUUAUUUUGGAAAGCAACUUCAACAAAAAUGAACUGAUUUUAUCAUCAACCUCUAGCAGUGAGAACAGUAUACAGCUAUUAAAUAUAAAUAAAAAUACCUCUGAGUAUAUUGUACUUGAUGAAUCAAAUAACCCUGUUUCCAAUUCUUCAUUUUACUCUCUGGGAAAAAAGUCUUUUUCCAAAGAAUCAGAAGCACAUAGUCUUGAAUAUGAAAAUAUAAGGACUGAGAAUUUACCCAAUGAGCACAUCCAGAUAGAAAGUGCUGGAGAUAGCAAAAUCUUUUGGAAUAAUAGUGAAAAUUCUUCAGGACUUUCUGGUAUAAUAAAUGACAUUUCACUUUUAAAAUCCCUAUCAGAACACAGUACAGCUUUAGAAAGCUUGGAAAUAAUGAAGAAAAAUAUACCUUCUAAACAACGAGAAGCUCAGCAGUUCCAUCCAUCGGAUAGCAGUCUUCAAGUAUCAUUGUACUUGAGGAUAUACUACUUCCUGAAACUGCUGAGCCUCAACCACUUCAUGUUGCUUGUUGAGUUUCAAGGGCACCAAGUGAAAGGAUCAGCUACUAGUCCUGCGAUGGUCAGAAAACACAGCUCACAGCUAAGCUGCAAUCUGUUUCCAGAUAGUGUUGAGUCUGAAAAAUUAAUGAGAUCCUCUUCUUGCUUUCCAACAUCAAAGUUGCCAAGCACAUGCAUGCAGAUUGACUUCUUACAGGUAAUUUCAUCACUGCAAAACAUCUCUACGUUGAGUCCUGUUUCUACUUUUCCUUUGACUUCAAGAGAUGAAAACUUCAUACCAGAAUUCUCUGAGGAGCCCAUGAAAGCAAGAACUUUAUCUGGUGAUCUUCACUUUCUCAACUGGGAGGAUAGGAUGAAAAAAUCCAGUUCUUUGGAGAAGAAGAAAUUUGAAAGGCUUCCAUUAGUAAGUAGAACCCGAGUUCCACUCAUUACUUUGCCACCUCCUGAUGAGCCGACUGACUUGGAUUCUUGCUCAUAUGUGAUCAGUUGUGACACACAAGAGUCCUCUGAUUCCUCUAUCUUCAGCUUGUAUGAAGAGCCAGCAUUACUGCCUUUUAGCUUUGAGUCUGAGAACCAAAGUGAAACUCUUUGCUUUGAAGAUUCUGGAAAAGAUACCCAAGAAAGUCUUUCACCUCUCAGUAAUCUGUAUACCCAAAGCAAAUGGCUAAAAUAUCAGACCACAUCACAAGGCAACCUGGCUACUCCAGACAGAGUGGAUAUGACAUUUAGUGACAGCUUCUUUCCUGAGGCUGUUUCUGGGAUAAAUUUUAUUGACUCGAGUGAAAGGCAGAGUGGUGUUACAAAUAAAGGAUCUUUAGACUGUGUGCAUUUGCAUUUGAUAAAAGGCAUGCUCUAUCAACAGCAGGAUUUUAGCAGUCACGAUUCAGUUUCCAGAAAGACAGCUUUCUCUCUGAAUUUAGAGCAGAUUUCCAGAACUGAAGCCAUUCAGAAUAUGUUAGGAGAGUCUGCCUGCUCUAACUGCCCUGUAACAGGAGAUGCACAGGAGAUAAAUACCUUGGAACUCUCAUUCCCAAGUGGGCAAAAAAUAAAGUCUGCUUAUCUUCCCCAGAGACAAAUUCAUAUACCGGCUGUUUUUCAGUCUCCUGCCCAUUAUAAGCAGGUUUUUACAUCUUGCCUCAUAGAACAUCUAAAUAUAUUGUUGUUUGUACUGUCACAAAGACUGUACAAAGCUCUUUCAAAAGUUGACAUAUCAUUUUACACAUCUUCAAAAGAAGAGAAACAAAAAAAUGUGGAAAACAGCGUGCCACUCUGCCAUCAUCAUCAGCCUGCAAAACUUGUCAUGGUUAAAAAAGAAGGUCCAAAUAAGGGUCGUCUCUUUUAUACAUGUGAUGGAUCCAAAGCUGACCGAUGUAACUUUUUCAGGUGGCUUGAAGAAGUGACACAAGCAGGGUUAAGACAGGUGGAAUCUCGACCCAACAUGGUUUUAAGUGAUACAAAGAGUAUUGGCUUGUAUUUAAGAAGCCAAAAGAUACCACUUUAUGAAGAAUGUCAGCUUUUGGUUAGGAAAGGAUAUGAUUUUCAGGGGAAACGGUAUGGCAAAUUAAAGAAGUAUAGUACUGAAAAUCCUGAACUUUUUAAUGAACCAAAAAGUAAACUAUAUCUUAAAUUAAGUAGAAAGGAAAGUUCUUCUACUUACAGCAAAGAUGAUCUUUGGGUGGUUUCAAAAACUCUAGACUUUGAACUAGAUACUUUUAUCGCCCACAGUGCUUUUUUUGGACCAUCAUCUAUGAAUGAAGUGGAGCUACUGCCUUUGAAAGGCUAUUUCCCUUCUAAUUGGCCCACUAACACAGUGGUCCAUGCACUAUUGGUUUGUAAUGCUAGCACAGAGCUGACUACUUUAAAAAAUAUUCAAAAUUACUUUAAUCCAUCUACUCUACCUCUAACACAGCACCUGUUAACAAUGUCUUCACCAACUGCUGUCAGCAAUAAGAGAGUCAAUAAGAAAUUUAUCCCACCAGCCUUUAAAAAUUCCAGCACAAAAUUUGAAAUAAGCCAAGAAACAGCAUUGCAUUUAGCGAGUGAGUUGAUCGAGGUAUACAAGUUAAACCAGGAUCAAGCUUCAGCUCUAAUUCAAAUAGCUCAGAUGAUGGUAUCACAUGAAAGUACUGAAGUGGAGGAAUUGAGGACUUGUGCCCUCCCCAUCACAAUCAUACAUGGUGUUUUUGGAGCAGGGAAGAGUUAUUUGCUGGCAGUGGUAAUUUUGUUCUUUGUUCAGCUAUUUGAAAUGAGUGAAGCUCCUCCAGUUGGAAAUGUAAGACAAUGGAAACUUCUGAUUUCAUCUUCCACCAAUGUAGCUGUUGAUAGAGUACUUCUUGGGCUUCUUAGUCUCGGAUUUGAAAAGUUUGUCAGAGUUGGGAGUGUUAGGAAGAUUGCCAAGCCAAUUUUACCUUAUAGCUUACAUGCUGGCUCGGAGAAUGAAAAUGAGCAAUUAAAAGAACUACAUGCAUUAAUGAAAGAAGACUUAACUCCUAUGGAAAGAGUUUAUGUGAGAAAAAGUAUUGAACAGCAUAAACUAGGAACCAACAAAGCUCUCCUGAAGCAGGUUCGAGUUGUUGGAGUUACCUGUGCAGCCUGCGCCUUCUCGUGCUUGAAUGAUCUUCAGUUUCCUGUGGUUGUGCUGGAUGAGUGUAGUCAAAUGACCGAGCCAGCUUCUCUUCUUCCUAUUGCAAGGUUUGAAUGUGAAAAACUGAUUCUUGUUGGGGACCCCAAACAAUUGCCUCCGACUAUUCAGGGUUCUGACGCUGCUCAUGAAAAUGGUUUGGAACAAACACUUUUCGAUCGACUUUGCUUAAUGGGUCACAAACCAGUUCUUCUAAGAACCCAGUAUCGUUGUCACCCUGCAAUCAGUGCUAUUGCUAAUGAUCUGUUCUAUGAAGGUGACCUCAUGAAUGGGAUUUCAGAAAUGGAAAGGAGCCCUUUAUUGGAAUGGCUACCAACCUUAUGUUUCUAUAAUGUCAAUGGACUUGAGCAGAUUGAAAGAGAUAAUAGCUUUCAUAAUGUGGCAGAAGCUGCUUUUACACUCAAGCUGAUUCAAUCACUGAUUGCAAGUGGAAUAGCAGGCUCUAUGAUUGGGGUGAUAACAUUAUACAAAUCCCAGAUGUACAAGGUUUGUCAUCUACUUAGUGCUGUGGACUUUGAUCAUUCCAAUAUUAAAGCUGUCCAGAUAUCCACGGUGGAUGCUUUUCAGGGAGCUGAAAAGGAGAUAAUUAUUCUGUCCUGUGUAAGGACAAGACAACUAGGAUUCAUUGAUUCAGAAAAAAGAAUGAAUGUGGCAUUGACCAGAGGACGGAGGCAUUUACUAAUUGUGGGAAAUUUAGCCUGCUUACGGAAAAAUCGACUAUGGGGUCGUGUGAUCCAGCACUGCGAAGGAAGAGAAGAUGGACUACAGCAUGCAAGCCAGUAUGAGCCACAGCUGGACCAUCUCUUUAAAGAUUACUUAGAUAAACAAGCUGAAGAAAAACAGAAGAAAUCAAAGUAA
Elephantulus edwardii (Cape elephant shrew) is the source of this 6117-nucleotide messenger RNA. RefSeq names its product chromosome unknown open reading frame, human C4orf21 (gene ZGRF1). The record is from RefSeq and is a predicted model, not a curated record. Gene Ontology annotation, molecular function: helicase activity; zinc ion binding. Gene Ontology annotation, biological process: double-strand break repair. Gene Ontology annotation, cellular component: site of double-strand break; nucleus. NCBI's taxonomy places the organism in Eukaryota, Metazoa, Chordata, Mammalia, Macroscelidea, Macroscelididae. Bases 1 to 6117 code for a protein of 2038 amino acids. The transcript has 26 exons.